ACUACCAGGGAUUAUUUUAUUAACUGAUUUCUCCUUUAGUCUUGUUGUUUUGUUAGUUACAUGGAUGUGGAAACAUGAUGUCUGUAUUGUCAAAACUGAUCUAAAAUCUUUUACUUAUCUCUUGGUGCAGUUAUAGCCAGGCUUGUCCUGAAUUUUAUAGACCAUUUUAUUUACCUUAAUUAGCAUGAAUGGUUAGACAAAGAAUGUUUCCAAGAUACAAAUUCAAGCAUUUAAAUAAAAAAAAAAGACAGUUGAUGCUCAAAAAAGCGUUUACUACGUUGUCAUGUAUGGUCUACGAAGUCACACGUUCACUUCGCUGAGUAACAUUUUCCUGACACAUUUAUAAUUGUUAGAAACAAAUCAAUAGCAUUAGUGCACGGUAUACCUUCUUUAUUUUACUGAGACAUUUAUAAAUGUAAUUACUGGAAAAUGUUUAAACAAAAGACUUUGUCCUUUCCACAUCAGGCAGUUUCUGAAAAUGUUUAAUAUUGAUCAGUCAAGAGGCAAAAGACGAACCAACAAUCGCAUGGGGACGUUGACGGUCUCACAGUAGUCUAUGCAUAAUUACUGUUAUGAUGAAAAUUUUAAAUGUUGUAAAAGGAACUGCUGUCAAAUGAGUUAAAGAAAAACAGAGAUCACAAUUCCAAGUGCUUACAGCUGAUAUAUUUCAUUAAUCUUCAGGGAUAUGAAACUGUUAGUGGUGAAACACAUUAGCUAGUUAUCUUAGCUAGUAAAAUGAGCUGUUAGUAUGCCAUUUGGAAAGCCUACAAUUUACCUUCUUCAUUGUAAAUUACAGCUUCAAUACGGGCCAAUGAAGCAGACCCCCAAAAAGCAUGCCAGUUGUUCAAAGAAAACCUGGAUGAAUAAAGAAGAGCUGAUGAACAGGUUUCUCUGAAAGCCCAGGCCGUUCUCACAGUCGACAUGUCUGAUGCAGAAGAACAAUGGGACAGUGUGAUCACUGCGUUUUAUAAGCAGAACAUGAACUGGGGAUCUCCAUUUAAGUGCAGGCUGAGAAAACAUUCUAAUCGUUUUUCUGGUGAUGACCUGAAUUGAAUUGUUGCUGUUUCAACGGUUGAUUUCAUGUUCUUUAACACCUAUAUAUUUAUUACACUCCGUAGUUAGCGCAGUAGCCAUGCUUUAUGCUGCUUUACCCUUUUGAUUGUUCUGUUCAGGCAUUUCUUCCCUCUGCCCCAAUGGGGAUGCUGCAGUGGCUGAAGACAUGCUAUGUCCAUGGCCAUGCAGAAAACUGGCUUCAUUUUCAAUUUAGGUUUGUCUUUAUGACUGACUGAGUGUGCCAUCCGGGUUUACAUGUGAAAACUUUUUUAAUUGCAUUUGGCUUUUCAAUUUCCUAAACUGAAGGGACAGAACUUUGAGUAUUUUGCCACUUUUCCACUGGCUCUCCUGGACCCGGUUCCGCUGCCGUUUUUUCCAGCCAGGUUCUUGAUUUUUCGGUCCCUGCUCUGAGAAGGGUCUGUAAGUGCCGAAUUGGGGGUUGCAAGCUUUGCACCUCUUCACUGAUUGGUCAUGGGCGUGGUCAGAUCCAAGCAUAAAGAGAAGAAAAACGGCCUUUUCUCAAACUCGUAGCAAGAAGAGAGAGAGUAGCAAUGGAGUCGUCCCAACCUACGUGUAAUCCGUGCAGCAAUGAGGUGCAGACUUUUCUGUCAAUUACUGAGGACUGCAAUAUUCAACACCAGCUAGAUGAAGCGACUGGAAACGAAAAUGUUUUUGUUGAGGUAGCGGAAAGGAUGACCGGCGCUGGAUAUCACAGAACGUCCCAACAGUGCUGGGAAAAGGUGGAAAAGCUAAAAACCGACUACAAAAAUAUGAAAGACGACAACGGGCAGAGGGGGUCCAACCAAAACUGGAGGCAGCGGUUCGACCUAAUGGACGAUAUUCAUGGCCAUCGCCCUGCAAGUUGUGGAGAGGAUGAAAGCGUGGACAGCGACACCUCGCUGCUGGAGGACAUCUGCAACGGAUCUCUCCCCUGUGGUGCAGAGACUGAAACCGAUGCGGACGAUUUCCCGUCAUUUCUUUCGGAUCCCAGUUCUUCCAGCACCUCUACUUCCUCAGAUGCUCCUCCCAGCGCUGGCUGGACACCGCUGCCGUCCAGCCAGCGCCGCCGCUCCAGCCAGCGCUGCCGCUCCGGGAAGAGACGAAGAAGUGGGGGCGUGUCAGACGUGAAUGAGGAAGUGGAGAACCGGCAGCAGCGUGAGCGGCACCACAGCUCAUGGAUGGAAAUCCUCCGGGAAGAAGCGGCCAUCCGAAGAGAGGAAGCGGCCACUAAUCGCCAGAUGGUUGCCCUCCGUAGAGAGGAGCUGAGACAGGCGUCCCAUUUCUACACGGCCUGCCUUGGCCUGCUGGGGGACAUGGUUGCAAUCCUAAGGGAGCGACAAGACGGACAGCAUUCAACUGUAAAUGUUGAUAAUGAUGCCAAGGAAAAUGCCGACAUUUAAAAGUGAAGAAUAAAUGCUGUGCUUCAAAU
This is a messenger RNA of Poecilia latipinna (sailfin molly), 2482 nucleotides long. RefSeq lists its product as uncharacterized. The coding region runs from base 1605 to 2453 and encodes 282 amino acids. NCBI's taxonomy places the organism in Eukaryota, Metazoa, Chordata, Actinopteri, Cyprinodontiformes, Poeciliidae. The record is from RefSeq and is a predicted model, not a curated record. The transcript has 3 exons.